UUAACCGCGAUAACUUGCUUUUUGGCUUACUUUUUCUUGCGUUCUCGCAUCACACUGCUCGAUUUUUUUGACAGCGAGAACUGUCAAGAGCAAAUGACAGUUCUCGUUGUCAAAUUAGUCGAGCAGUUUGUUUUGCUAAAUUUUUCUCCGUCACCGGACGGAUGGUGGUCAAAAAAACGGUGGCGCCCUAAAAGGAGGAAGCAAGAUUCGGCUUAAAAGAAUGCAACUUCCGGACGGAACAUUAAUGGAAACGAGCGUGUUCCGGGGCCGGUGUUGGGUGCGAAGAGCCUGCCAACGGAGCUGUACGACGAUGAACCUGCGGAGAGCAAAACCGGUGGAGACAGGUCAGCCGUCGGAACCGUUUCCUGCGCUUGCGAAGGGUUCGAGACGGAUCGGUCUUUCGUCUAUUUCGUGGUGGGGACAGCCUUUUCAGUGCGGGAGUUUGCAAAAAGGAUUGGCCAGGAACGGCCGCGAAGUGUACGCCGGGAAUCGAAAGGCCGCGCUACUGGUGGCGAGCAGUCUGAUGGAACAGAGGAGUACAGUGGUGGCAACCUGGAAGUGGCCAUUGUUAUCCUUGAGCUGGCCGGAAUCUCUCAGAGCUAAAGCCGCCGACCAAACCGAGCAGCGCGACCUGCUACAUGGUGACGGCAUGAUUGAAAGACUGACCGUGGACAACUAUAACGAUGCGUAG
This is a messenger RNA of Culex quinquefasciatus (southern house mosquito), 691 nucleotides long. RefSeq lists its product as uncharacterized. Bases 221 to 691 code for a protein of 156 amino acids. The record is from RefSeq and is a predicted model, not a curated record. Lineage: Eukaryota; Metazoa; Arthropoda; Insecta; Diptera; Culicidae. The transcript has 3 exons.